Callithrix jacchus (white-tufted-ear marmoset) is the source of this 2017-nucleotide messenger RNA. RefSeq names its product parathyroid hormone 2 (gene PTH2). Lineage: Eukaryota; Metazoa; Chordata; Mammalia; Primates; Cebidae. The record is from RefSeq and is a predicted model, not a curated record. Gene Ontology annotation, biological process: neuropeptide signaling pathway. Gene Ontology annotation, cellular component: extracellular region.
CGACAGACUUAGACUCUUAAAGAGACAGAAGUAAAGGACGUUGUCCCUGGGGUGGGGAAGGGAGUUAGAAACUGGGAUGCUGUAGCGGAGAUGUGGCCCCGUUAAACUAUGUUUUUGAAACCAGUGGUCCCAGCCCUCUACCCUCUCCUACCUGGAAACCCAGUGGUCUCAUUCCCUGGUACCCUCCUAUUUCAAGUCCUCUAAGUUUCAUCCCCCAGCUCCCUCCUACCAGACCCAGAAGUCCAGGCCUCUAGCUCCUUCCUUCCUCAGAUCCAGCAAUCCAAGUCCCCAGCUUUCUUCUCCCCCAGAACCUGGGACUCUAGGUCCCUGUGCCAACCACUGUUAGACUCAGGAGUCCAAGCAUCUGCCACCACCCUCCUUAAGAGCCCAAGUUCCCACAUCCCAGAUAGCUGCUGCUCUGUAGGACUUCCAAGUUUUUCUCAUCUCCUCCUCACUGUGCAUAGAGACUCCUCUUUUUUUUUGAAAGAGAGUCUUGCUCUGUUGCCCAGGCUGGAGUGCAGUGGUGUGAUCUCAGCUCACUGCAACUUCUGCCUCCUGGGUUCAAGCGAUUCUAAUGCCUCAACCUCCCGAGUAGCUGGAAUUACAGGUGCCCACCACUACAUCUAGCAUAAUUUUUGUAUUUUUGUAGAAAUGGGGUUUCGCCAUGUUGGCCAGGCUGGUCUCAAACUCCUGACAUCAAGUCAUCUGCCCACCUCGGUCUUCCAAAAGUGCUGGGAUUACAGGCGUGAGCCAUCGUGCCUGACUGAGGCCCCUCUCAAGAGUCAGUGUGAGGAGGACUGGGCAUUAAUCUUUACAGCACCCUAAACUCCCCCCAGAUAAGGGCUUAGAUGCAUCCUUAGGGCAGCUCGGGAAUCCCGUCUCUUCCCCUCUUCAUGCUCUCUCUGUGCCUUUUCUGAUGUUUGCCUGUCACUUUUCCUGUCCUUGCACCCCUGCCACAUGUACCUUUUGCCAUCUCUUGCCUUUUCCUCCUCUCUGUCUCGCUCUCAAUCUUUCUGGUGUCUCCCUGCUGGAUUUAUCUGUGGCAGCUCUGUCCAGCCUAGGAUGUCCUUCCGUUUCCAUCUGUCUUUCUGCGAGCCUUUUCCUUCAUUCCUCCAUCUCCAUCUGAUUGUUCGUUUCCGUCUCCUUCCCUCUCUGUUCUUGCUUUCUUCCUUUUUAUUUCUUUUUGUGUCAUUCCCUUUCUUACUCUAUUUCCUCCUUGGCCACUCUGUCUUUGUCCUUCUCUUUGUGUCUCUGUUUCUCUGACGGUCCUUCCGCCAGUCUCUAUUUUUAUCCCUCUGACACACCCCCUGUGUCCACCUCUCUGUCUGUCUGUCUCUCCCCCUCCCUCGUCUCAGGUCCAGCUUUUGGUCCCAAUUAGUUGGUGGCGGCCAAGGCAUCGGCAGGUCCCCCACCCCCGGCUCCUCAUUACCGCUGGCGGCUCCUAAUGAGCCUGGGGAGGGGGUGACCCCGCGCCCCCGGCCCCCCGGCCUGCGUCACUGCUCGGCGCGGGGGCUGCGGAGGCGAUAUAAGGGGGCUGCCAGCGCCGCUGCCCGAGCCCACUGCGCGGUAGGGGGCCGUGCGGGAAGCUGAGGGUGGGUGCAUGGUGGGGUCCGGGGUUCUGGGCCGGGAUGCCGCCCCACUGAGCCCCUUUCUGGUUCUCCACAGGUGAUGGAGGCCCGCCAGGUGUCCACGAGCCCUCGGGUUCGGCGGCUGCUGCUGCUCCUGCUGCUGGUGGUGCCCUGGGGCGUCCGCACUGUCUCGGGAGUCGCCCUGCCCCCCGCCGGGGUCCUCAGCCUCCGCACCCCAGGACGGGCUUGGGUGGAUCCCGCCACCCCCCGGCCGCGGAGGAGCCUGGCGCUGGCGGACGACGCGGCCUUCCGGGAGCGCGCGCGGUUGCUGGCCGCCCUCGAGCGCCGCCACUGGCUGAACUCGUACAUGCACAAGCUGCUGGUGCUGGACGCGCCCUGAGCGCGCCGCCCGUCCCCGCUUUAAUAAAGACCCUGCCGUGCGCUCCGGA